AUGGCAGAUCAUAUUUUCAGCUCUGGGAGCCUGGUCCGAGCAGUUGGGUACUGUAAAUUUAAUUCUGCAGGUAGUGCCACAGAAACAGCUGGGACUUCAGGAGGUGGCCAUCUACACUGGGAACCCCAGUAUCAGCAGUCAGUGCCUAAUGGUAUGCCCAUCACUGUGGUCCUGCUCCCAAACCUCACUGGGCCCUGGAUCUCAACCAGGAACAGCGGGAACAGGGUUGUCCGCCAGCUCCCAGCGCUCAACAGUGGCUAUCCCAGGCCAUCACAUUUUCAGAGAAAAACGCUCUGCAUUGACUUCUGGACAGCAUCUCCCUUUAAGGAAAGAAGGAAAAGCGAGGGGCACCACACUCCGUCCCGCCUGGCUUGCAGUCUCGUCGUCCGCUCCGACGAGCACUACCCGUCUGUGCUGCCUUCCUGGCCAGCCCCGCCCCUGCACCUCGGUGGCCACUGGGUCAGCGCGAGCUGUGAAGCGAGGUCAGUGGCGCUGUUCCUCACAUGCUUCAGAUUUGAUGACCACCAGCGCUCCUGAGAAGGGUACUACCACCACCAUUCCUCUGACCCUGCCUGCCACCAGCCUACCUUCACAGCGUUUGCAGCUGGUCACUACUCCAACCCCAGGGUCCACGGUGGCACUGAGCUGAUGUUUGAGAUUACACGGGUCCAUGUGACCCCCAUGGACCAGGUCACUACAGACAUACUCAACUGCUCCAAGCCAAGCAGCUGUGGUGGCCCAGGGAUCUGGUCAGUAAGUACUGUGAGGGAUGUCACAGCCACCAAUGGGUGCCUGCCCUUGGGCAUCAGGCUCCCACAUGUAGAGUAUGAGCUGUUCAAAAAGGAACAAGACCCCCAUGGGCAGAGCUUGCUCUUCAUGGGACAGAGGCCCACAGAUGGAUCCAGUCCUGACACUUCUGAGAAACACCCUACCUCCUCCCACCCCACCCCCCUCUGCAAGAGGCAGGCCCAAGAAGCCCCCAGGCCCUCACAGAAAAGGCCUCCAAUGCAGAAGCUCCCCAUUGGGUGGGCACCAUAUCUUCCUGUCAGCUCUCUCCCCAUGCUACUCCUGCCUCAGGGACUGGCCCCCUUUGAAUGGCUAUGA
Mus pahari (shrew mouse) is the source of this 1104-nucleotide messenger RNA. RefSeq names its product APC down-regulated 1 like (gene Apcdd1l). The record is from RefSeq and is a predicted model, not a curated record. Gene Ontology annotation, biological process: negative regulation of Wnt signaling pathway. NCBI's taxonomy places the organism in Eukaryota, Metazoa, Chordata, Mammalia, Rodentia, Muridae. Gene Ontology annotation, molecular function: Wnt-protein binding. Gene Ontology annotation, cellular component: plasma membrane.